Symbiodinium pilosum is the source of this 360-nucleotide messenger RNA. The record is from the annotation of a GenBank genome assembly. NCBI's taxonomy places the organism in Eukaryota, Dinophyceae, Suessiales, Symbiodiniaceae.
AUGGCGGAAGUUCCUGCAGCCGAGGUGCCCCAGGCCGAGAAGGACGAGCUCUUCUGCGCUUAUGCAGCGAUGAUCCUGAAGGACAGCGAGCUCGACAUCACAGAGGAUAACAUCAACACCCUCAUCAAGGCUUCUGGUGGCUCCAUUGACUCCUUCUUCCCGGCCCUGUUUGCCAAGCUGUGCCAGGGCAAGGAUCUGGAUAGCAUGCUGAAGUUUGGCGGUGGCGGUGGCGGCGGCCCCGCUGUGGGCGGUGGUGCUGCGGCAGAUGCGGGCGCAGGUGGUGGCGAGGCCAAGAAAGAGGAGAAAAAGGUCGAGGAGGAAGAGGAGGAGGAAGAGAUGGACUUCGACCUCUUUGGCUGA